CUAAUUGUCCUGGGAAUGUCCGAGCUGAUGUUUGAGCCAGCAUGUCGCGGAGGAAGCAAGCGAAGCCUCAACAUUUCCAAUCCGACCCCGAAGUGGCCUCGCUCCCCCGGCGAGAUGGAGACACGGAGAAGGGUCAUCCCCCAAGUCGCAUCACGAAGAGCAAGGACGCCCACGUCUGUGGCCGGUGCUGUGCUGAGUUCUUUGAAUUAUCAGAUCUUCUGCUCCACAAGAAGAACUGUACUAAAAAUCAAUUAGUUUUAAUCGUUACUGAAAAUCCCACCUCCCCGCCCGGAAGCUUCUCCCCCAGCCCCGCUCCCGAUAAUCCCGAGGACCACAUGCAUGACACGGGGAACAAAACCGAUCAAGUGGACGGCGGCCACCUUUCAGAACACAACGGGCUUGACAGAGAAGAGUCCAUGGAGCUGGAGGCCCCCGUGGCUAACAAAAGCGGCAGCAGCGGGUCCUCGGGUGGCGGCGGCGGCCACGGUGGCGGCAGCGGGACCUCGGGCUGCAGCAGCAGCAGCAGCAGUAGCAGCAGCAGCAGCCCCGCCACAGGUACCUCAGCCAUCACAACCUCUCUACCUCAACUCGGGGACCUGACAACGCUGGGCAACUUCUCCGUGAUCAACAGCAACGUCAUCAUCGAGAACCUUCAGAGCACCAAGGUGGCGGUGGCCCAGUUCUCCCAGGAAGCGAGGUGCAGCGGGGCCUCGGGGGGCAAGCUGGCCGUCCCCGCCCUCAUGGAGCAGCUCCUGGCGCUGCAGCAGCAGCAGAUCCACCAGCUGCAACUGAUCGAACAGAUCCGGCACCAGAUCCUGCUGUUGGCAUCUCAGAACGCAGACUUGCCAACAUCUUCGAGUCCUUCCCAAGGUACUUUACGAACAUCUGCCAACCCCUUGUCCACGCUAAGUUCCCAUUUAUCUCAACAGCUGGCGGCAGCAGCUGGAUUAGCACAGAGCCUCGCCAGCCAGUCUGCCAGCAUUAGCGGUGUGAAACAGCUCCCCCCAAUCCAGCUACCUCAGAGCAGUUCUGGCAACACCAUCCUUCCAUCCAACAGUGGCACGUCUCCCAGUAGGGACAUGCUGGCGGCAGCAGGUCCCACCCCGUCCUCGGAAAAAGUGGCUUCGAGUGCCGGGGCCCCGCAUGUCAGCAGUGCAGCCAUCUCCACAUCGUCCUCACCGCCUUUCGCAAUAAGCAGCUUAUUAAGCCCUGCAUCUAAUCCACUUCUACCUCAGCCGGCCCCCGCUAACUCGUUGUUCCCCAGCGCUUUGCCCAACAUCGGCACGACGGCAGAGGACUUAAACCCCUUGUCUGCCUUGGCCCAGCAGAGAAAAAGCAAGCCACCAAAUGUCACCGCCUUCGAAGCAAAAAGUACUUCGGACGAGGCGUUCUUCAAACACAAGUGCAGGUUCUGCGCGAAGGUCUUCGGGAGCGACAGUGCCUUGCAGAUCCACUUGCGUUCCCACACCGGCGAGAGGCCUUUCAAGUGUAACAUCUGCGGGAACAGGUUCUCCACCAAGGGCAACCUCAAGGUGCACUUCCAGCGCCACAAAGAGAAAUACCCGCACAUCCAGAUGAACCCCUACCCCGUGCCUGAGCAUUUGGACAACAUCCCCACGAGCACCGGCAUCCCCUACGGCAUGUCCAUCCCCCCAGAGAAGCCGGUCACCAGCUGGCUGGACACCAAGCCAGUCCUGCCCACUCUGACCACCUCCGUCGGCCUGCCGCUGCCCCCGACCCUGCCGAGCCUGGCCCCCUUCAUCAAGACAGAAGAGCCAGCCCCCAUCCCCAUCAGCCACUCUGCUGCCAGCCCCCCGGGUUCGGUCAAAAGUGACUCUGGGGCCCCCGAGCCAGCCACGAGAAGCCUGGGUGGGCUCCCAGAGGAAGCCGAUGCGUCCACUCUGCCACCCUCUGGCGGCAAAAGUGAAGACAGCGGCGUGGUCCCCGCCUCGGCCCCCGCAGGGAGCAGCAGCAGCGCCCUGGGCUCGCCAGCAGCCGACUGCGGCCCGGGCAGCGCCCCCACGUUCACCAACCCUCUGUUGCCGCUCAUGUCGGAGCAGUUCAAGGCCAAGUUUCCUUUCGGGGGACUGCUGGACUCGGCCCAGGCAUCAGAGACUUCCAAGCUGCAGCAGCUGGUAGAGAACAUUGACAAGAAGGCCACGGACCCCAACGAGUGUAUCAUUUGCCACCGGGUCCUGAGCUGUCAGAGCGCCCUGAAGAUGCACUACCGGACACACACCGGGGAGAGGCCCUUCAAGUGCAAGAUCUGCGGCCGAGCGUUCACCACGAAAGGGAACCUCAAGACCCACUACAGCGUGCACCGGGCCGUGCCCCCGCUCAGAGUCCAGCAUUCCUGCCCCAUCUGCCAGAAGAAGUUCACCAACGCCGUGGUGCUGCAGCAGCACAUUCGGAUGCACAUGGGGGGCCAGAUCCCCAACACCCCCGUCCCCGACAGCUACCCCGAGUCCAUGGAGUCCGACACGGGCUCCUUCGACGAGAAGAAUUUCGAUGACCUGGACAAUUUCUCUGACGAGAACAUGGAGGACUGUCCCGACGGCAGCAUCCCCGACACGCCCAGGUCGGCCGACGCCUCCCAGGACAGCCUGUCCUCCUCGCCUCUGCCCCUCGAGAUGUCGAGCAUCGCUGCUUUGGAGAACCAGAUGAAGAUGAUCAGCGCCGGCCUAGCGGAGCAGCUGCAGGCCAGCCUCAAGUCGGUGGAGAACGGCUCCGUCGAGGGGGACGUGCUGACCAACGACUCGUCCUCGGUGGGCGGGGAUGUGGAGAGCCAGAGCGCCGGCAGCCCGGCCGCCUCCGAGUCCGCCUCAUCCAUGCAGGCCCUGUCCCCCUCCAACAGUGCCCAGGAGGCCCACAAGUCCCCCGGCGUCGAGGAAAAGCCACAGAGAGCGGCCGGGCCGAGCGAGUUCGCCAACGGCUUGUCUCCCACCCCCAUGAACGGCGGGGCCCUGGAUCUGACAUCGAGUCACGCAGAGAAAAUCAUCAAGGAAGAUUCCUUGGGCAUCCUCUUCCCUUUCAGAGACCGGGGUAAAUUUAAAAAUACCGCUUGCGACAUUUGUGGCAAAACCUUUGCUUGUCAGAGUGCCUUGGACAUCCACUAUAGAAGUCAUACCAAAGAGAGACCGUUUAUUUGCACAGUUUGCAAUCGUGGCUUUUCCACAAAGGGCAAUUUGAAGCAGCACAUGUUGACACAUCAGAUGCGAGAUCUGCCAUCCCAGCUCUUCGAGCCCAGUUCCAACCUCGGCCCCAAUCAGAACUCUGCGGUCAUUCCCGCCAACUCCUUGUCGUCUCUCAUCAAGACGGAGGUCAACGGCUUCGUGCAUGUUUCUGCUCAGGACAGCAAGGACGCCCCUGGCGGUCACGUCCCUUCCGGGCCUCUGUCAUCCGCUGCCACGUCCCCAGUCCUGCUCCCCGCUCUGCCCAGGAGAACUCCUAAACAGCACUAUUGCAACACCUGUGGCAAAACCUUCUCCUCGUCCAGUGCCCUGCAGAUUCACGAGAGAACUCACACUGGAGAGAAACCCUUUGCUUGCACUAUUUGUGGAAGAGCUUUCACGACUAAAGGCAAUCUUAAGGUGCACAUGGGCACUCACAUGUGGAACAGCACCCCGGCGCGGCGGGGCCGGCGGCUCUCCGUGGACGGCCCCAUGACAUUUCUAGGAGGCAAUCCUGUCAAGUUCCCAGAAAUGUUCCAGAAGGAUUUGGCGGCCAGGUCAGGAAGCGGGGAUCCUUCCAGUUUCUGGAACCAGUACGCAGCCGCACUGUCCAACGGGCUGGCCAUGAAGGCCAACGAGAUCUCCGUCAUUCAGAACGGUGGCGUCCCUCCAAUUCCUGGAAGCCUGGGCAGCGGCAGCAGCUCACCUAUUAGCGGGCUGACAGGGAACCUGGAGAAGCUCCAGAACUCUGAGCCCAGCGCGCCCCUGGCCGGCCUGGAGAAGAUGGCCAGCAGUGAGAACGGCAGCAACUUCCGCUUCACCCGCUUUGUGGAGGACAGCAAAGAGGUCGUCACGAGUUAAAGCCACUGGGGCCGCCACCUCUGGUGGCCUCCUGCCCCCCACCCCGGCCCCGUGCCCCUCACCCCCUAGUCACCCCAGCUCUAUGGACCACGUCAUUCUGAAGACAUUCUUUUGUACCUUGUUCAACUUCUAGAGUUCUAAGAAAGCUUAUUUAUUAGUGAUAUAACCUUGCUUUGCAAACAGAAUGCAAGCGUUAACUUUGGUCUUCUAUAUUUUGGACUAAAUACUAAUUGACUAAGAGUGCUGUAAACUUGCUGUAACAUUUAUGGCAAUUUCGAGUUGCCCUCCUAGGCGGUCUUAAUCCGGCAUUAACUUAUUUUCUAUAUCCAGUUUAAUAUGAAUCCGGUGUUGAUGCAAUGCCAUGGUGAUGCAUUAGGUCUCUAAUAAAGUCUGUAUAUAAAUGUACACUUUGAUCCUGCUGAAAAAUUUUAUCAGCAAACACAUUGUCUAAUCUUUCGAAACAGAUUUAAGGAAAGGACUAAAAGUACAGACUGAGCAGUGUGGGUCUUUGCAAGGUUUGGGUUUUGUUUUGUUGUUGUUGUUUUUUGUUUUUUUUUUUUUACUUUUAUUCUAAAAUUCAACUGCUUUUUUUUUCUUGUUUUGUUUUGUAGAUUUAACCAUUUCCGUUUGGAACGCUAUUUGUAUUGUGCUUUUUACUUGCGUCUUCCCUCAAUGUUAAUAAGUUUCUGUAUAGUAAUAAGCACGCAGAAUUCUUUAGAGAAAAAAAAAAACAAACAAGUGUUGUUUUGGUAGCCUUGUAGGUAUAUUCACAAUAGAAAAUGUGUGCUGGAAUUUCACAGUGCUGCUAAGUAUAGCAUCUUGAACAACCUUCCGUGGAGAAAAAUGUAGAUGCUCUUGUAUAUACAAUAAGAAAUAUCACUCUCAUUAAAAUGUACAGAUGGUCCCUACAAGAGCAAAUGUUUCUUCUUGAUCGAGAGCAGGUAUAGUGUUUGUUUAUUUUGUAUUAGGUAUGGAAGAAGAAAAAAAUUGGACUGUUACAUGCACUUUCUUGGAAAGUUGAAAGGAAAGGGGGAGGGUCCAGUUUCUUUAACAUUUAAUACUUACUAACAACAGAGAUACUGUAAUUUUACCCAAGUAAUCAAAUACAUUUUUC
Lepus europaeus (European hare) is the source of this 5145-nucleotide messenger RNA. RefSeq names its product spalt like transcription factor 1 (gene SALL1). The record is from RefSeq and is a predicted model, not a curated record. Bases 42 to 4031 code for a protein of 1329 amino acids. Gene Ontology annotation, molecular function: DNA-binding transcription factor activity, RNA polymerase II-specific; RNA polymerase II cis-regulatory region sequence-specific DNA binding. Gene Ontology annotation, biological process: regulation of transcription by RNA polymerase II. NCBI's taxonomy places the organism in Eukaryota, Metazoa, Chordata, Mammalia, Lagomorpha, Leporidae. The transcript is spliced from 4 exons. Gene Ontology annotation, cellular component: nucleus.